This is a messenger RNA of Pocillopora meandrina, 2222 nucleotides long. The record is from the annotation of a GenBank genome assembly. Lineage: Eukaryota; Metazoa; Cnidaria; Anthozoa; Scleractinia; Pocilloporidae.
AUGUUUAAUGCGAAUUUUUUAAAAAAGGCAGCGAUAUCCGGCGCUGUUAUUUCUAUUGCAGGUGCAGCAUUCUUCCAUCACAAAAUUCAAGGUGAGCACUAUCAUUAUUCGACAGCAUACUUACUUCGUUUCAGUUUAUAAGUUUUUGGUCCCUGUGAGUUAGCUUAGGGUAAAAAAUUUUAUUAUUUUUGUCUUUUUUUGUUCCACUCCGCUUCAACUGCGACAUCGAACAGGGGUCCUGGGCUGUUGUGUAUAUGACUCAAUAUACACAACAUUCCCACUUGUUAGGGAGGGUGUUAUUGUUAGUGGAGUGAGUUUGAAAAUAAGGAAAAUUAAAACCUGAAUUACAAAAUUCCAACAUCGAAGGUGGAAAUCUCUUUAAGAUCUAAUUAAAAUUCGUAAUUGUUGAGGUUCUAUUAAACCCUUUUACUUCUAAGAUAUGAUUGUAAUUCUCCCCUCUAACUACUACACAUUUCCUUUUAAACUAUUUAAGAUAAUUUAAGGUUAGAUCAAGAUUUUAACAACGUUGUGUAGUAUUGCUGAGUACAAACUACAAAUAUCCCAUAAAUUAUUUAUUAUCUCACUAAUUUAUAUUAUAUGCCACCUAGGGGUGGAUUCAUGAUUUUACAAGUGAUUUGCACCAAUUUGACUAGGGAUAAAGCAAAAAGGAUUAUUGAUUUCUUGAACUAAUAAAGAACCAGAGAAAUAAUAAAUGCAGGUUUGGUAACAUUUGAGUGAUUUCUGGAAAUCAUUUGAACUACUCUGGAUCCAAUUGUGCAACCUGUCAGCUGGUUUUUUACAAUAAAAAAUGAUCAACUGCACAAAUAACUGUACAGUGUUCUCGAUUUGCACAUUACUUGUAGUUCAAUUGGAUAAAGUUUAAACUUACUGAGACAAUGUUGUUAUCUUUCAGCAAAUAUAGCAUCUCAACACUAUUAUAAAGCAUCAGCUCAGUUACUAAGAGAUCAUCAACUUGCUUCAAAUACUCUUGGAGAACCUCUAAGAUUUACUUACAUGAAUCUCUCACGGAAAGAUAUCAUGAUUAACCAUGAUAUUGCUCAGGUGGGUAAAAGAUUGUGGUCAUUAGAAAGAUAACAAAUACAAAAGGUUUGCAUGCUAUGAUCUUUCUGGUGAACAUAGGUCUGUUGAAUGUAUGUUUUCAAUUGAUAUAACCCUACCUUUACUAAAAUGAGAAAAAGAAAAGCAACUUUUCUACAAGAGUACUCUACAACUUUCCAGAAAUUCACAGUAUAUCAGAGUUCUUUGUUACAAAGAAAAGAGUGAAAAGGAUCGAGAAGUAUUCUGAAAUUGACAUUUAUCUCAUAACCUUGUUGUAAUUUGUAAUCACUUGUUUUGGAGAAAUGGCCUGGUUGCAACAGACACAACCCUACUAUAAAAACUUCCUCUAAAUUUGUUCAUCAUGAGGUCAGAUGUGCUAAGCAUGAAUAUAAUUUUUCAACCAACAAAGAUCUGAUUUAAAAAUGUUUUCUUUAUUUAAGGUGGUCAUACCAGUCAGAGGGAGUAAAGCUAAAGGAAAUCUUUACUCCUUUGCUACUAGAACAGAAGACAAUCAGUGAGUGGCUCUUUCCAAACGUCUUUUAUUUGCAUGCCUUUGACCAAAGGUUCUUUGUUGAAACUAAUCUUGAUCAUUAACUAAAGCUCAACUUACACAAUAUAUCCACAGCUUAAGUGAAUAGAAUUCUUCUUGAUUUUCAGAUGGUUACUUGAAAGAGUGGAACUUGAUGUAAAUCAAGGACAACAGAGGAUUAAAAUUUGGCCAGAAAAUUAAUUGGAGAGCAAGCCAUAUUUUAUGCUGUGGCUUAAAUUAUUACCACUGGCAUUCUCCUGAGAGGAGGUGUAGGAAUUACCUGCCAAGAAAAUUGGUGUAAACAUUUGUUCCUUCUGUUGGAAAAUAAAUGGAAUCUGACACAGACUGCAACAUUGGUGACCAGAAGUGAAAAGAAAAUGGCAGAAAUGUUUGAGUCCUGCCAAGUUUAUUAAAUUAUGGAAUGUUAAAAUGCUGGCAUAGUAACAGGAAUAACUUCUAACUAACAACACAAAAUUCCUGUUGUUUUCAUUGUAAGCUCCAUUUUAAGUACAUGUAUGUACAUGUACCAUGUGGCAAAAAAAGUUUGAUGGAGCUUCAUUAUGUGGGUUGUGCAUGCUUUGCUGGGUAAGAGGGCAAUGUUUUGCUUUUCAGGAGGACCAAAUUAUGCUGAGGA